AUGGCUGGCGAACCUCAACAUUACACCACCGAGGAUCUUCAUGGACUGACCAAGCCCUUCUUACUCGAGAUUGUCGAUCGUCAAAUGGAGAAAUGGCCACCAGAAAAUCGAAGCCCAAAGAAAACAUCUGUACCACUACUGAAAACCAUCAUACUCACUGGGGGGUUCACCAAACCAGAAGUGAGAUCUUCAGUGAAUGAUUCCAGGAGCAAAUCUUCGAGCCCCUUGACACCACUUGAGCAAUCUCCUCAGUCUCACGAGCAACAGGACGAUCAGCUUGCAAACAUCAGCAUGGGUCUGAGUACAGAAGAAAGGAACCUCCCUGUCAAGCUCCUGCUGCUAGAUAGGCGGCUUGGGUCGGCAGAUGUUACCCGUUCGGUGGAGUGCAUUUAUCUCCUUGCAUCGCGUUCAGUCGACAUCGGGCCUGAUGGAGAGAAGGGAGAUUGGCAGGUCAGUGCAAGCGAGCUCUUGACAGAGCUUCAAAAAACGAUGGCUGCCGUUGAAGGUCCUGCCAAAAUCGGUAUUGGCGAUUCUGUUGAUGUUGGUUAUGUACAAUACUUCGCAAAAGUGGAGGACACCGAAUUGCUUCAGAAUGCACAGACACGGCCCAAUAGACUCACUGUCCCACCAUCAUGCCGUGUGGAAAUCUACGUUGAUCCUCCUCCCUCUAAAAUUGGGUUGCUGGCUCCUACUAGCGACAUGCUCUCAAGCCGGGGAGAGGUUAUUAAUUUUUUUAAAGCUGGCCCCAGUUCCCAAAACAAACCCGACGAUGUCGUUCAAGUGAACCCAGUAGGUGAGUGGUUGAAAGGCCAAGUCGUUGGUAGGCCUGGGUGGAGCGAAUUCCAUGGAAGCAAACACCGGACACUCCAAAAUGCAGAACGAGUCCGGUUCUGGGCUUUUGCUGCAGAUUUUUCUCGUGAUUAUUUCCACACAACACCUCCCUUUUCGACUCGAAAAAUUAAGAAGACCGAUAUCAAGGAUGCACUGGGAAUUGGAACAACAUCUCUCGCCGAUGCCGAAAAUAUGACACAGAUCAUCAAGUUAUAUGCUGAGGGCCCGCAAGCCUCUCAAAAAGUGGUAGAAUGGAUCAAUCGCACUGAGCAUCCCCCACCUGGAGUUGACCAGCUGAAGGAUUUUCUUGUUCAGUGGGAGGCGGGUCAUCCACGACAUCAGUAA
Messenger RNA from Laccaria bicolor S238N-H82, 1176 nucleotides. RefSeq lists its product as uncharacterized. Lineage: Eukaryota; Fungi; Basidiomycota; Agaricomycetes; Agaricales; Hydnangiaceae. The coding region runs from base 1 to 1176 and encodes 391 amino acids. The transcript is spliced from 5 exons. The record is from RefSeq and is a predicted model, not a curated record.